AAUAAUUAGAAUGAAAUUAAUCGAAUAAUAAAUAUCGUGUUAGUGAAAAUAAUGAUUUUUGUGAUUAUCGAUAAUGAAAGGUUAUGUUGAAUAUCAUAUUAUGAAUAAAUGUUCCUAUAAAUUAUUGUAACGUUAAAUAUUGUUAUAAUAAAUAUGUUAAAAUGGAGAAGCCUUGUCGAACGUGCACCGAUUUUAAAACGUGGGUGAAAUUACAACAGAAAACUUUUGAUUCAGGAAAGGGUGAUGCUCAAAAGCAAGAAACAACCAAUCCUACUACAAAUGUUCCUACAGUUCAACGCAAUGAUUGUCCAUUAAGCAGAGACGAUUUAGGUUCCAAAACAUGGGCAUUUUUACACACCAUGGCAGCACGUUAUCCUGAUAAUCCAAGCGACGAACAAAAAAGUGAUAUGAAAAGAUUCAUGUAUUUAUUUUCAAAGUUUUAUCCUUGUCACAUUUGUGCAGAAGAUUUUCAAGAACAAUUGAAAGAUACACCACCGCAAACCGAUUCACAAAAAGUCUUCAGUCAAUGGCUAUGCGUUGUUCAUAACGAGGUAAACAAAAAAUUAGGUAAACCGGAAUUUGAUUGCAAGUUGGUCAACCAAAGAUGGAAAGACGGGUGGCUGGAUGGUUCAUGCGAUUGAAUUUUCAUUGAGAAACAU
Polistes dominula (European paper wasp) is the source of this 659-nucleotide messenger RNA. RefSeq names its product Evr1_Alr domain-containing protein Alr (gene Alr). Lineage: Eukaryota; Metazoa; Arthropoda; Insecta; Hymenoptera; Vespidae. The record is from RefSeq and is a predicted model, not a curated record. Gene Ontology annotation, molecular function: flavin adenine dinucleotide binding; flavin-dependent sulfhydryl oxidase activity. Gene Ontology annotation, cellular component: mitochondrion.